AUGGAUGGCGAGGGUGACCGUAGUGACAGGCAGCCGCAGGCUUGCAGGCGGGGAGGGGGCGCGGGGGCGCGGGGGCGCGGGGGCGGGGGAGGCUCGGUCGCGAUGGCUGCGGCGGAUGCCGUAAUUACCUUCGCGGAACCGCUCGCCGCGCCCGCCCCCGCCGCCCGCCGCCCGCCGCCCGCCGCCGCAUACAGAUUGAAUCGCCCGCAAAAACACACGCAAUUAGACCACCCCGCUGUGUCCCGCGCCCUCCGCCCUCGCCCCCGCCCCCGCCCCGCCGACACGCCUCCUCCCGCC
Molecule: messenger RNA, 297 nt
Organism: Brenthis ino (lesser marbled fritillary)
Lineage: Eukaryota; Metazoa; Arthropoda; Insecta; Lepidoptera; Nymphalidae
Source: the annotation of a GenBank genome assembly